Molecule: messenger RNA, 468 nt
Organism: Ruditapes philippinarum (Manila clam)
Lineage: Eukaryota; Metazoa; Mollusca; Bivalvia; Venerida; Veneridae
Exons: 1
Coding region: 2-454 (150 amino acids)
Source: RefSeq, a predicted model, not a curated record
GAUGAGUGCUACUGAAGACCGUACAGAUUCUAUGACCAUGGAAACAUACACUAAACAAACAACGCCGAUGUCUUUUGUUAAUACUACUGCACGUCGCGUUACAUCAACUCCUGAGCUUGUCACGGGAACCAAAGACAACACAACACUUGUGUUUCUCAAUGUCUCCACGUGUCUCUGCCCUUGUAAAUGUAUCACCGUUAUAUCCAAAGAUAACUCUGAUAAAAUGAUGGCGGCCAUGUUGGAAGAUCUGAUUAUUCCGAAAUUUGAGACAUCGUUGUCGAAGCGGAAAUUGUCAAGUGCUCCGGAUGAUCGAAUUUCUAGUAAAGGGAUAGGACUUGUCGGUACGUUUGUGAUGACAGUCGUGUUUGGUAUAAUCCUCAUUGGUGAUGUCAAACUCUUCUUGCUAAAUGCAAGAACUGCUUAUGUUAAUUUACGCAAUUUUUACGCUAAUUAAAGAUGUUAUAUAGU